CUACUUACUACUCAUGUUUCUAUUUAGUGACACGUUUCAGUAAUUAAUAAUAAGCAUUAAGGUAUGAUAGAGGCAUGUGUACUUGUGGAUAUGUCAGUAUACACAAUGACAAGGUGAUUAGUUUAUUUACAUUUUAAGAGAUUAUUAAUUUCAUUCACGUUUUUAAUCAUAAUAAUGAACAGGUAUAAAUAUAUAAAAAGAUGAACAUGAAGUUUUGAAGUGAAGUACAAUUGAGUAUGACUGACAAGGAAGGUAGGAAGGAAGGAAGAAGGUGAGAGAAGUGUAAAUAAGGACGACAACAAAUAGAAGACUGUGAACUAAUCUUUACAUUCAGAUCAGUGUUCAUUUUAAUCAGAUUUGGCGACAUCAAAAUGUUUACAUUUUGACAUGAUCCUAGAAGUAUUCUUCACUUUCAAACGACUCAAAAAAGAAAAAAAAAGAAUUUUUUGGCAUGUUUUGGCGUAUUUCUUUAUUUAUUUCUCUUUCUUGUUUUCUUCAGAUCUAUGGAUGUCUCUCCUUUAAUCACAACACUCUCUGUCUUUUUCUGUCGCCUUCCUUCUCACAUUGUGUUUCUCUGUCCCUAUCUGUUUUAAUAUUAUCCAGAUAGAGAUGUUUAUUAGUAUUAUUAAUAUCAUAAGAAAUGGUUGGUUAAUGGUAUAAGAAUGAGAAAGAACAAAAAGUGAGUUUGUAUUCAUGUACUGCAGUAACUAUCCACUUAUAUGUAUGUAGUAGUUGCGAGUGUCUGGACUAAUGUGUAUGGGUGUCUCUACACUACCUACCUACCUACCAGACUAUGUAUGCAUAGAAUUGCACGUGGACACACAUACUAUAUUAGUGUAAAGUAUGCCUACAACAUAUACGAAUAAUACCUACAUAUAAAUAAUUCAUGUUUGUACAGCAUUGUAUAUUGAAUAGUCAGUCAGUCUUUCAGCUUAACAAGAAGACUGUUGCUGUUGUUGCAUUUAAAGAUUUUCUUUUUACAGUUCGUUAAUUUAUAAAUAUAUAACAAAUGUAUCCGAUAGAGUGAAAAUCACAUACACAGAAAUGUGUAUGGCUUAUUUGUUUUCCAAAGAAAAUCUGGCUUAUUUAUUAUUAAUGUUAUUAUUAUCAUAAUCAUCAUCCUCACAUUUUUUGAAUUUAUUCUAGUAAUAACAAUGUUACAUUAAAACAUUAAAACAAAACAUUGCUGAAUAAUCCGUUUACUUCUAUCUGGAAUAAAUUUAUCUAAUACUGAUAAUAAUAAAAUGAUGCAAAAUGGAGAAGAAUAAAAAGCAGUUAAUUUAAGUACUAAAAAAAAACAUAUUUGUAUAAAAAAAGUAAAAAAGUAACAAUGUUGAACAUUGAACAUACUUCAUUCAUAAUCCUGCAUAUCAUUACACUAUUCAAUGUAAUUUACUUGUGUUGUGCAGCUGAAACAGAAAAUAAUAAAUUAUCCACAUAUCAUGAUCCCUGUCAAUCCAACCCGUGUCAAAACAAUGCUGAUUGUGUAAAUAUUCAUGACUGGAAAGGUAGAACUUCAAAAAAUGGAUUGAACACACAGUCAGAUUAUUACUGUGUAUGUUUAAAAGGAUGGACAGGACAAAAUUGUACAGAAGAUAUUGAUGACUGUGUUAAACAACCUUGUUUAAAUGGUGGCACUUGUGAAGAUAGACCUAAUAUGCGAUUUUAUUGCCAUUGUCCAGCAGAUUAUGUUGGUCAGACAUGUGAACAUAGAAACCCGUGUCGCAUAAGUCCUUGUCUAAACGGUGGUUUGUGUCAAUCUGAUCCAUUUGGUCAGUUUUCUUGUAAAUGUCCACGGUGGUAUACAGGAUUACGUUGUGAAAAGGAAAUCAAUCCAUGUUACCCACAUUCUCCAUGUUUGGGCAAAAAUUCAGUCUGUUAUUUAAUAACAUCCAAGAAUAGAAUAAUUUCUGGUCCACCAUUUUUAAUUCGUAAAUCAGAAUAUAUUACAGAUUUUAAAUGUGACUGUGGCUCUGGUUUUACUGGUCGUUACUGCGAUAUGAAACAGAAUUUAUGUCAGAUGAACAGUUGUCAGAAUGGUGCAACUUGUUUACAGAAUGGAGAAAACUACAGUUGUCUUUGUCCCGUAGGAUUCACUGGAACCCUCUGUAAUAUACCUGUGAAUAAUGCCAAACAUCCAACUUCAAACUCCUCAAGUAUUCUAAUUCAGAAUAAAACAUCCAAGUUGAAUUCAAUGAACACUGACACAAAACAGAAGUUUAAUUUAUUCAACGAUUACUGUUCUCAUAUUGGAUGUGACAAUGCAAGACCUGGUGAUGGUAUCUGUCAAGCAAAUUGUAUUUAUGCGAAUUGUUUAAAUGCUGAACUUGAAUUAAAACACGACUGUCAGUAUUGGAUUAAAUGUUUACAGUUAACUGUACAACCUAUGAGACAGUAUAAUCAAACAACUUGUGUAGAACAAUUUAAAAAUGGUAAAUGUCAACCAGAAUGUAAUCGGAAUGAAUGUUACCUAGAUGGCUUCGAUUGUAUGCAGUCUGCGUCAUAUUGUGAACUUUCUGACUCAUGUCUAAAAACAUAUGGUGACGGUGUUUGCCAGAAACCUUGUAAUACAUUUCAAUGUGGAAAUGAUGGAGGUGAUUGUGACAAUGGGGCGAAAGAAGAAGAAAGUCACAAUUAUGUAAGAAAAUAUGUUUUGUUCUACUUGAACACAAAUCAAUCACAAUUUAUGGAAAAUCGUAAUCAAUUCUUAGGCAAUUUAGGACAAAUUCUUCAAGCACUUGUAAGACUUGCUAAAGACGAAUCUACUGGUGAAGAUUUAGUUGAAGAUAUUCCAAGUAAAUACCAAUUUAAGUUACUUUUGGAAGUGGUCAGUCCAUCAUCACCAUUAAAUUUAGUGUGCAAAGAAACUGACACACACUUGUGUACAAAUCCUAUUGUUCUACUACUUAAAACAAACGAGUUGAAAGACUACAUUUUAGCUGCGUUAACUACAGUCAAGUACAGAUCACUUUUCAGCAUCAAAUACUUCACAUUUGUUGAUUCUCCGAGUCAGUCUCACUUUAAAGCUCCAUGGGAAGAAGACAUUCCAUCUACAACAAGGAUUUCAAAGGAAGCUAUUGGUCUUUAUGUUUGUAUAUGCAUUCUAGCUGGAAUAACUAUUCUGCUGGUUCUGUUUCUUGUAUUCCAACGUGACAGUAGUUGGCAAAAGCCACUGAAAAGGGUUAGAACAAAUGGCAUCUGGUGUCCACCUAUACCACCAAUCUAUGAGAAGACUAACCAAGUUGAAAUGGUUGAACCUCAAUCAAUCAUGUAUUAUACUGGAAUAAACCCAACCGUUUCAGCAGAACCUACACCACCAUCAUCAAUGUUAAUACCAACAACUGUGAAUACACCUAAAACUUCAAACAAUGCAUUCAAACAAGCACUACCGUCGAACAUAUUCAGAACUUAUUUGAAUCCAUCUGUUAUUGAUGAGAAAGAAAAAUUCCUCCCUCACAACUGGGGAAAGUAUGAAAUUGAAGGAAAUCCUACCGGAGUCAUUACAAAUGAGAUUCCAAAUACCGAUUUUGAAUGGGUUGACGGUUACUCUCCACCUUGGAAGAAAAAAUGUUCUAAUCAGGACGACAUAGUGGAGGAUUUCUUAUCCGACAAUAGUAUGAAUUUGUUUACUUCACCAAAGUGUUUGGACAAUUACUUUACGAAACAAGAUGAAAUUUAUAGUUGUGGAAAAAAACUGGAAGAGAAAUAUCAACAAAGAGAGUGUCAACUGAAACUUGCGGAAAGAAUUGAUUCCUCUAUGUUUAUGCCAAAUCAAACAGCUAAGGAUUCAGAAGUCAUCGAUGUAAAUAAAAAUGCUACAAAUGUCAUUGGUAAUAAUGAAAUAAAACAGGUUAUUGUUGGUGUUGAUAAUUCUGUAAAAAAGGAACUUACUGAAAUCAUCACAACAAUGGAUGGUUUACAUCCAUGCAAUACCGUACAACACAACCAAAUUGAAAACCUCUUAACUCUAUACAAUAAACAGGAUAAAUGUGAAGACAAAUUUAUUGAUCACAAUAAACCUAUAGAAUAUUUAGAUGAAAAUUCAUCGAAGCCAUCUAUUCCACAAGACCAUAAUAUCCUGCAUUUAGCAGCUCAUAUGAAUGCUGGACAUGAUGUUAUCUCUAAAAUAUGCCAUAAUGUACAUGAUCAAGAAUCUUUUAACACCUUUUAUAUCGAUUCAUCGGGUAGAACAGCACUGUGUAACGCUGCAGCAGCUAAUUCUUUAGAGUCGAUCAAUUCACUUUAUCAUUUGGAAAAAGAAGUACUUGCCAGUAAAAAAUUAGUCAAGUGCCUUAAAUCAAAUCAAAAUUCUGCAUUGAAAUCCAGCUGUCGUUCAAGAAAACGUUGUCAACCGUAUGAAUCAGGUCAGUGUACACCAAUCAUAGCAGCUAUACAAGCAGGAAAUGAUGAAGUAGUUAGACUAUUGUUAGACGAAGGUUGUUCAUACAAUACAACUGAUCAAUAUGGACGUAAUGCUGUGCACUGGGCAGCAGUAACUAAUUCUAUCACAGCGCUGAGUCGUUUAGCACAGUGUAAAGGUUUUGCUAGACUAAUGAAUAUGAAAGAUGACUGGGACAGAACACCAAUCAUGUUGGCUAUACGUGAAGGUUGUGAAGAAGCUGUAGAAUUUCUUCUUGAGAAACAAGCGAAAAUUGAAGUCGUCGACUGUAUGGAAAAUGACUGUUUAUCAUUGUGCAUAGAAAAAGGCUACGGAAAGAUACAUGAAUUACUUUUAAACUAUAUCAGAUCAAGAGGUUUAGAUUCAAAGUUGGCAAUAGACGAUAACAAUAUAAGGUUGACUGAUGGAAAUCCUGUUAUACGUAAAAAAGAAAGAACAUUAAUGUCAGCAUUAGAAUCAGAGCAUACAAGAGUCCCUAUGACCACAGAGAUGAAUAAUCCAUCGACAGGAUUAGCACAGUGUGGACUAGGCCAGAUAACUGGACUUGACUGGGUAAGUUUAAGUGAUAACACAGAUUCAGAAGAGAUGAGUGAUUGUGAUAGGUCCACUGGAGACGUGGACGAAGAGGACGAUGAAAUUACUCCUAAAGUAGCCAACACAGACACACAUUCUUCAUCGCCGUCUGGAUAUCUAUGAUGAUGCAUCAUUUUUUAACAGAUUACGUAUACUUAUAAGAAUCGGAAGGUUAACAGAGUUAUGGGAAGUGUAAUGUAACUUAGAAAUAUUUUGUUUUUACCACACCGGUCUCUGCUAUACAAAGAAUAUAUUUUGAUGUAUUUAUAUUUUUGCUAGAUAAUAAGGGCUUUUUCUACUGUGUAACGCUUUUUGUUUAUUCAUAUUAUCUUUGUAUAUUGUACCUAAAGGAUAUUUCUUGUGUAUAAUAAACUUUUUUAACUCAUGAAUAUAAUUCGUUACUACUUAUUAAAAGGUAAAUAGUAGUAUAUACACCGGUAAAAGUAAAACUAACGAAUAUAUAUACCAUAGGUCUGUAAAAACUGCUUGAAAGACCUAACUGUGAAUACUGGUGAAGAAACAAAACAAAGUAACAAAGAUGGAACAAUUCAAUUUAGACUAGACUACACGCCACGACAUGAAAUUUGAAUAUUUCUCAUUUUCUAAAGGAUAAUUAAUAAUUACUGCAGGAAACACACCAUCAUACUAACUCUGCAGUUAAGUGGUGCAGUGCUGAGGUUUUUUCACUUUCUAAUUAGUGGCCCAAUUUUUGCUUUUGUUGUUGACUUUAUUGAUGGAUAUAGCAGAUUAUGCUUUUUGCAUAGUUUUUUAUAGUGUGAUCGGUUAUUGAAAAAAAACUAUGCUAGAUAAUGUCCUCUGACUGAUUGAUCUCAACGACGAUGAAACUGAUCGACAUUUAAUUACCAACCCACAUUGUGAUCUGAAUAACCUGAAGAUGAUUUUACAAUAGAAUGACACGAGCUCAUAUUCAAGAAGGGGUGGAUGAAUUGUCUUUUCUUUUGGUGUUGUAGAGAGGAAUUUUCAGUGAGU
Molecule: messenger RNA, 5962 nt
Organism: Trichobilharzia regenti
Lineage: Eukaryota; Metazoa; Platyhelminthes; Trematoda; Strigeidida; Schistosomatidae
Source: the annotation of a GenBank genome assembly